Molecule: messenger RNA, 536 nt
Organism: Coffea arabica (coffee)
Lineage: Eukaryota; Viridiplantae; Streptophyta; Magnoliopsida; Gentianales; Rubiaceae
Source: RefSeq, a predicted model, not a curated record
UCAUGCAGGAACCAGAGCCCAUAGACUGGGAAUUUUACAGAAAGGGGAUUGGAUCUAAAUUGGUUGAUAUGUACAAAGAGGCAUAUGAGAGCGUUGAGAUUCCAAAAUACGUUGAUACGGUUACUCCAGAGUACAAGCCGAAAUUUGAUGCUUUGUUGGUGGAGCUCAAAGACACUGAGCAACAAUCACUCCAAGAGUCUGAAAGACUGGAGAAGGAAAUUGCUGAAGUUCAAGAGCUGAAGAAGAAACUCAGUACCAUGACAGCAGACGAGUACUUUGAGAAGCACCCAGAACUCAGGAAGAAGUUUGAUGAUGAAAUCCGCAACGACUACUGGGGAUACUAGAAUUGAUUGGAGACUCGGCUUCUGCUUAAGCUUUUUGACUUCAUCCGUAGGAAUAAAAAGAAAAACAAAUCGGCUUAUUAUUACUUGGGCAUUUGAAGAAUGUCUACUGAAGAUGUAUUUUGUACUCCAAAAAGUGGGGUUCUCCAACUUUAGAUAAUGCAUCUUUCGUGCGAUUGCUUUCUGGUUUUUACA